AUGCCCUCCAACGUAAACGCCGGCUGGGCCGACCCCUCCGUCGCCCAGAUGUACGCGCUUGCAGAAGCAGCAUCUGGCCCUUUUGCCCGCGCCGCGCUCGAGCAAGCCGGUAUUCAGAAUCAUUCCGGCAGCCCCCUCGCCGUCUUCGACAUGGCGUGCGGCACCGGCGUCGUCGCGGACCAGCUCUACGACCUCCUAAGCGACCAGAACGACGUGCGGAAAAACCUCAAAGUCACGUGUGGCGACACAUCUGAGGCCAUGAUCUCGCAUCUGCAAAACCGAAUCAAAGACCAAGGAUGGACAGGAACAGAAGCGAAAAUAAUGGACGGAAUGGACACCAAACUGCCCUCCGGAGCCUACACGCACGCCUUCUGCACCUUCGGCAUCGGCCACAUGCCCGACCCCCUCGUCGCGCUCGCCGAACUGCACCGCGUGCUCGCGCCCGGCGGCGCCGUCGGCCUCGCGUUCUGGCACACGAUCGACUGGUACCGCGAGUUCGUGCGCGAUGCGCUGGAGACGCUGCCGGGGCCGCCGCGGAACCCGAGCGAGGCGGAGUUCAUGGGGACGAUUAUGAAGGGGAGGUGGUGGGAGCCGCAGUGGACGAAGGAGACGCUGAGCGCGGCGGGGUUUGAGGCGGUGGAUGCGGUGGUGCAGAAGAGGACGUUUAAGUGUGGCACGCCGGCGGUGUUUGCGAGUAAGGUGCUUUUUAUGCCGUUGACGGUUAUUCAGAAUGUGUACUGGAGUGAGGAGGAUAGGGAGCGGUGUAAGCCGCUCAUGACUGGGGUUAUAGAGAAGAGGUUGACGGAGAUUUUUGGGGCGGAGGGGGAGGUGGUGUGUCAUGGUGAGGCGGUGAUUGCUACUGGUAGGAAGAAGUGA
This is a messenger RNA of Mytilinidion resinicola, 876 nucleotides long. Its product is annotated as S-adenosyl-L-methionine-dependent methyltransferase. NCBI's taxonomy places the organism in Eukaryota, Fungi, Ascomycota, Dothideomycetes, Mytilinidiales, Mytilinidiaceae. The coding region runs from base 1 to 876 and encodes 291 amino acids. The record is from RefSeq and is a predicted model, not a curated record. The transcript is spliced from 2 exons.